Messenger RNA from Dovyalis caffra, 2268 nucleotides. NCBI's taxonomy places the organism in Eukaryota, Viridiplantae, Streptophyta, Magnoliopsida, Malpighiales, Salicaceae. The record is from the annotation of a GenBank genome assembly.
AUGGAAAAACAACAACCUCCCCAGUUUAGGGAGAUGGGUAUUGUGGUUUUGAUGCUGUUAUGCCUCUUUACCACCAUACGCACUUCAGUUUCUAUACAACAAGAAGAAGGAGGAGCAGAGGAAUUGAUUUCUUCUCAACCCAAAAAACGGGAAGACAGAGUUAUAGAAGUGAAGGGAGGGCCAGAAUCAGUUAUAUGGAUAGUGCAGCUCUCUGAUCUCCACUUUAGUGUCCACCAUCCUGAAAGAGCCCUUGACUUCAAGAAAAUCGUGGGACCUGCUCUUAAGAUGAUUAAUCCAUCUCUUGUUCUCAUCACUGGGGAUCUCACAGAUGGGAAAAGCAAGGACUUGUUAACAAUGAAACAAGAUGAGGAUGAGUGGAAAGAAUACCAGAAUGUAAUGGAAGAUGUUGCGAGAAGAAGUGGACUAGACAAGAGCAUCUUCUAUGAUCUCAGAGGAAACCAUGAUAAUUUUGGUGUGCCAGUCAUUGGUGGUUCCUUUGAUUUCUUUUCAAAUUAUAGUAUUAAUGGGCAGUUCGGAAGAAAAGCAAAUGUCAACAGCGUCACAGUUGAGAAUGGUGACCGCAUUCAUCUAUUCGUAGGGUUGGACAGCACAAUGUCUACUGGUUUACGAGGGCCAACUAAUCUUUUUGGGCAUCCAACUGACCAACUACUGACUCAAAUAGAUACACAGCUAUCGCAAUGGGAUUCUCAAAAAGGAAAACCUGUAACUAAGAUAUCCUUUGGGCAUUUUCCACUUUCAUUUUCAGCUUUCUCACACUCUGGGAAAAGCCUGAGAGAUGUUUUUCUAAAGCAUUCAGUAUCAGCUUAUUUAUGUGGGCAUCUCCACACAAGGUUUGGUAAGAAUUUGAAACGGCAUCACCAGUUGAAUGAAAAUUCUCUGUCCUCACGUAAGUAUUUUCAGUUAAACAUACACCAAGAACCUUCUGAGAGUACUAAAAACUGUUCGUUUCGAGCACCACCACUUAAGGAGUUCUGGGAGUGGGAGAUGGGUGAUUGGAGGAAAAGCAGAGCUAUGCGGAUUGUGGCUGUUGACAGAGGUCAUGUUUCAUACCUGGACAUUGACUUCAAAUCAGGAACCAAAAAAACCAUUGUGUUGCCCACAUUUCCACUGGACUCCCGCUUCAUGUCAACAUCUUCAUUACAUCAGAUGUAUGAAUGUCAACAUAUGGUCCCUUUUUCUUUUGAGACAAUCAGAUGUCUUGUGUUUUCUGUUUCUCCAAUCACAUCUGUUGUGGCUAGGAUCUAUGACACAAGACCAGGGAGCCCCCUUAUGAUCAUGGAGACAAUCAUGACCAAGUUUUUGAGGGAUAUAUCCAGGGGAGACAUUUAUGCAGCUGCAUGGAACUAUAAAGCCUUUGAGGAUCCGUCUCCUGAUAGAUUUUGGCUGCAAAUAGAAGUAAUCGAUGUAAUGGGAAGAUCAACUUUGUCUGAACUAAGGCCUUUUUCUAUAAAUGGUCUGAGCGCUAAGAUCUCAUGGAAAUGGAAGGAAUUUUUUGUCAUGGGUUGUCAAUGGGCUGCCUUGUAUUACCCAAUAUUCUGGUCUUCAAUAUAUUUAAUGCUCUCAAUUCUUCUUAUUCCAAAAAUUGUCCUCAUUUUCUCUAAGAAGCAGUACUCUUACAAGACUUUUAUUUCUGAAAAAGGCUUAAUAAAUUGUCUAGCAUGGGUUUUGCAGGACCUCUGCAGGGUUCCCGUAGUGUGGUUUGGUAUUUUAGGAUACUUGAUCUACCUCAUCUCGUGUCCCUGGCUUAUUGGGCAAGUUUUCACUGAUUGUGGGAACAGGGGUUACAUGACCUUCAUGGGAUGGGUGGUGAAAUCUUUCAACAGCAGGGAUAAGCACGAGUAUAUUGGAUCACCAGAUAUAAUGGUGGUUGUGCUUCCCCAUUUCUUCUUUGUGGUUAUGCCUUCUAUUUUGGUUGCUGGAGCAUUGGCUGCUGAAAGAGGUAUCUACAAAGAGCAUUUUCUAUUACUUUCAGGCAAGAAAGAAGACGAUGAUUCUAAUCAGAAGAAUAAGAGAUUGGGAAAGUAUGAUAACCAAGGACGUAGAAGAUCAAAAUUUUAUUUUGUAGAGAGGUGGAUUCGGAAAGGUCUCUUGGUGGUUUGCAUGGCGAUUUUUUGGAAGCAUUUUAUGAAUUGCAGAGCUCUCAUGAAAGCAUACGAGAUGAACCCAUUGAUUCACUUUCCAGUGUAUAGCCUUGCAAUUCCACUGCUGCUUGCGUACACUGUGUACAAAACCAGGAGUAUUCAAUGA